AUGGCUGCUAAACGAAUGGAGGGCUGGACCUUACCAGGAUUAUGUUCAACACCACCUUCCUGGUUGAAGGAAGAGGUUUGCCAAUUCGGAAUUACACUGGACCAGACAAGUCCUAAUGAAAGAGUAACCGGAGAUAUCACCACUCUCUACAUCAGUCCUAAUAAAACAGUAAUUGUUGAUAUCGUCACUCUCUACAUCAGUCCUAAUGAAACAAUAAUCGGAGAUAUCGCCACUCUCUACAUAAGUCCUAAUAAAACGGUAAUUGGAGAUAUCGUCACUCUCUACAUCAGUCCUAAUAAAACAGUAAUUGUUGAUAUCGUCACUCUCUACAUCAGUCCUAAUGAAACAAUAAUCGGAGAUAUCGCCACUCUCUACAUAAGUCCUAAUAAAACGGUAAUUGGAGAUAUCGUCACUCUCUACAUCAGUCCUAAUAAAACAGUAAUUGGAGAUAUCGCCACUCUCUACAUCAGUCCUAAUAAAACAGUAACCGGAGAUAUCGUCACUCUUUACAUCAGUCCUAAUAAAACAGUAAUCAUUGAUAUCGUCACUCUCAACAUAAGUCCUAAUGAAACAGUAAUCGGAGAUAUCGUCACUCUCUAUGUCAGUCCAAAUAAAUCUGUAAUUGGAGAUAUCGCCACUCAUUAUAUCAGUGCUGAUAAUCCAGUAUUUGGAGCUUAA
Limulus polyphemus (Atlantic horseshoe crab) is the source of this 678-nucleotide messenger RNA. RefSeq lists its product as uncharacterized. NCBI's taxonomy places the organism in Eukaryota, Metazoa, Arthropoda, Merostomata, Xiphosura, Limulidae. Bases 1 to 678 code for a protein of 225 amino acids. The transcript is spliced from 2 exons. The record is from RefSeq and is a predicted model, not a curated record.